GAUGCGGGGGCCCUCGUACUCGGAGGCUCAAUUGCUAGCUCUGAAGGAAUCUCCACUGGUGAAGAAACCCGAUGGCCUGCCCUCAAUCUCACAAUGGAUGGACGUGCCUGCCGACCAGACCGCCAACAAUGGCCACACCAACAAUAACAACACCAACACCGCCACCAACAACGGCACCAUGCGUCGCACUCGAGGUGCUCGGGACGGAGAAGGUGCCGCGGCAAACGAGCAGCGGCCGCUGCACAACCCCAUGGGUCAAUUUGGUCGGCGCCAGAGCAUGCAACCAGGCGAAGAGACUGUGCUUGGUCCGCCGAAGCUAGCCUUCCUCUCCGCCCGUACCCCGGCAAAGGCAGCAGGUGACGCAAAGGAGCGUGCAGGCUUCCCUUCUACAGACGCAGACAACGCUGGAGAUCGCCUCCCCAAAAACGACCGGUGGACGCGGGACCGUGAGAACGACCGGACCCGAGACAAGGGCUAUACCAAUGGACGCCGUGCCCCGCGAGACGACGGCGAGGGCUGGACCAAUGUCAAGGGCCGCAAGAGCCUGGGCCAGGAGGACUUUGAGCGCUUUGGCCGUAACGGCGACCGCAACCGUGAUAAGCAUGAGGGUGACCCGGAGGCUGACAUGGCACCACGCCGCAACAACAACCGUGACCGGAACGAGCCGCGGUGGGGCCGCCGCGAUGAAGGCAGAGAUGAAGGAGCAAAGACUGGCGCUCCGGGCGGCUGGCGUGAGCGCGAGCGAGACCGAGAGCGUGACAGCGGCCGCGACUGGAACCGGGGCGGGAACCGUGGCGAGGACGACCCAGAAUGGAUGGACACCAAGGUGGAGAAGAAGGAGUUCAAGCCUCGCACACAAGAAGACUUCCAGCGCUGGAAGGAGCAGAUGAGGGCCAAAGACACACCAGCCGGCGACAAGGAUGAGUCGAGAGAGACGCCAGCUGAGAUGUCCUCUGCCAGCGCUAUUGCUCCCGGGCCCAUGCUGACUGCGCCUUUGCACACGCCUUCUGCCGCCGAACCCACGCAAGGUAUCCUUUUUGGGAACUGGGGAAGAGACAAAUCGGCAGAGAUGCCACCUCCAGAGAUCAUCUCAGCAAAACCACGACCCGACAAGAAGUCGAGGUUCAUGACCAUGUUUGCCAAACCCGAAGAGUCAGCAUCUCCCAUUCAGCCUCCUGAGCCAUACUCUGGGUCCCCUGCGCCUCCAGUUGAAGCAAAUGCCGACAAGGAAGGCUUUCAGCGUAUUCUGCAGAUGCUUGGCCAGGUCAGCACGGGCGGGUCUCCAGCUCCCCAACCUCAAACAAGCAUGCCCACGCCACCAAAUGGUAUGAGACAUGGCGGUGGCAUCUCACUCGACUUUCAUCAACAAUCUCCUCCACCAGACCCGCAACAUGGCAGGCCACCGCCCCCACGAACGCUCGAGCAGCAGAGUAUUCUAGAAAACAUUUUGGCUCCUCGCCCUACAGACUCUCGUAUUGCGCAGCAAGCACGCUUCAACGGCAUGCCAUCAGAGAACACACACCCCGAUCAGUUCAGACUUGCCCGUCCCGGCUCUGGCCACCCAGAAGAGCACUACGCCCACCAGCCGCCGCCGCAACGGACUAUUUCUCAGGACGCCAAUCUUACCGCUCUCCUCAACAGCCGAGCGAGGGAAGAGUCGCAGCGCGACCAAGCAACCAAGCAGCGUGAGCGCGACUUCUUGCUGAAUCUCAUGCAGCAACCUUCUCGCAGUACACCGCCCCAAGCGCAGGCUCAUAAUUUGCCUCGGCCAGCCCAGGAAAAUCCCAACAUGGCUUUCUUUGACCAACAAAGACAGCAGCCCCCACCACAAGGCCAGCAGCAGCCCAAGGGCCGUGGAGGUCCUCCUCCAGGAUUCAUGGAAGACCCUCGCAUGUUUACAGAAAGCGAGAUGCUGCGCCGAGAUGCCGCAGAUCGCCGCGAGCAAAUGGAAAUUCGACAGUUGCAGCAGAUGCAACAACAGGAGGCUAUGCGUUCAAAGAACCCCCGCAUGCCCAUGGGAUUCCCCAACCCCGACGAGUCCCUCAUGGGUCUUCAACGCCGUAAUACAGGGGGCGACCCUCGCAUGCCUACCAACAUGGGUAUUCCUUCGCAGCCCACUCCCGACAUGCAGUACAUGGGCGGGCGAGGUCAGCCUGGCAUGCCGCCAACACCCCAGGAGCGGCCAAAUAUUGCCCCACCACCAGGCUUCGGCGGCCCGAUGCGUCAACCGCCCGGUCUUGGCGGUCCUACUCCUCCACAAAUGGGUCCUGGAGGACCGAGUUUCUCUGCUGGAAAUACACCGCUUGGGCAUCCUCCUGGCUUCCCACCUGGUGGUAACAUUCGUGGACUAGGUUUCCCAGGAGGACCAGGAGGACCCGGGGGUAACGGAAUGCAAGGGCCUCCAGGCUACUUCCCACCACCGGGCUAUGGCGGACCCCCAAUUCCAGGUAUGCGUGGUGGAGACGAUCCACGACUCAUGUUUGACGGCCAAUUUGGCGGGCUUCCUCGACAGCAGCCAGGUCGUCCAGGACCACCAAAUAUGUACUAAGAGGAAGAGGAAGAGGAAGGUGUUGACAAGGAUGAAGAUGAAGAGAAGUGCGAAAGAGAUUGGUACGCAAAUGGCAUUCAACAGAGAGCGAUACAGGGAGAGAGAGAGCGCGCGCGAGAAAGAGAAAGAGAGAGAACCUUUGCUUGUUUACUCUUUUCUACUACCUACUACUUACUACUUACUACUACUACUACUACUACUACUACUACUACUGGAACUUUGCACAAAAAGGGCAAAUAUUUACGGGAGGCGAAGGGCGGCGAGCAUGUGUUGAAGGGGGGCAAUUCAAAUCAAAUCAAAGCAAAUCAAAGC
Molecule: messenger RNA, 2860 nt
Organism: Exserohilum turcica Et28A
Lineage: Eukaryota; Fungi; Ascomycota; Dothideomycetes; Pleosporales; Pleosporaceae
Exons: 2
Source: RefSeq, a predicted model, not a curated record